Ipomoea nil (Japanese morning glory) is the source of this 1811-nucleotide messenger RNA. RefSeq names its product calcium-dependent protein kinase 29-like. Gene Ontology annotation, cellular component: cytoplasm; nucleus. The record is from RefSeq and is a predicted model, not a curated record. Bases 147 to 1676 code for a protein of 509 amino acids. NCBI's taxonomy places the organism in Eukaryota, Viridiplantae, Streptophyta, Magnoliopsida, Solanales, Convolvulaceae. Gene Ontology annotation, biological process: peptidyl-serine phosphorylation; protein autophosphorylation; intracellular signal transduction. Gene Ontology annotation, molecular function: calcium/calmodulin-dependent protein kinase activity; calmodulin binding; ATP binding. The transcript has 8 exons.
AAGAACACUCCAAAGGCAAAAGCAAAGCACCUUAAAAAGCACAAAGUUUCAUUAACUUCACCGAUUACACUUCCUAUAUAAAUCGCCCAUUCUCUGAAUUCUGUCCCUUCCACCCCACCAAUCCUUUCUUCUCCCUCUGCAAAAAAAUGGGGCUCUGCUGCUCAAAAGUUCGUGAAAUCCCAAUACUAUCAAGCUCUUCUGCGUAUCGUCCAGUCCCCAUUCUAGAACAACGAACUGAACCGCCGCCGCCGCCGCAAAAACCAAUGCCGUCAGCUUCCCCGGUGGGACCCAUUCUUGGAAAGCCAUAUGUGGACAUUAGAACAGUGUACGAUCUUGAUCGAGAGCUGGGGAGAGGGCAGUUCGGGAUCACAUAUCUGUGCACGGAGAAGGCGACAGGGUUUAAAUACGCAUGCAAAUCCAUUUCAACGGCGAAGCUUGUGACUCCCAAGGACAUUGAGGACGUGAGGAGGGAGGUUUUGAUGCUCCAGCAUUUGACUGGGCAGCCCAACAUCGUGGAGUUCAAGGGCGCCUAUGAGGACGGGGAGAAUCUGUAUGUGGUGAUGGAGCUUUGCUCCGGCGGGGAGCUUUUUGACCGGAUCACGGCCAAGGGGAAUUACUCCGAGAAAGAGGCGGCGAGGAUUGGGAGACAGAUUGUGAAUGUGGUUCAUGUUUGCCACUUCAUGGGAGUGAUGCAUAGGGACCUUAAACCUGAGAAUUUCUUGCUUGUCAGUAAAGAUGAUGAUUCUCCCCUAAAGGCCACAGAUUUUGGACUCUCUGUCUUCAUUGAAGAAGGUGAAAUAUACAAGGAUAUUGUUGGAAGCGCUUACUAUGUUGCACCUGAGGUGUUGCGUCGUAGGUAUGGCAAGGAGAUAGAUGUCUGGAGUGCUGGAGUCAUUUUAUAUAUCCUUUUGAGUGGAUUUCCUCCAUUCUGGGCUGAAACUGAGAAGGCAAUAUUUGAAGAAAUUUUGAAGGCCCAACUUGAUCUUGAAAGCUCUCCGUGGCCAUCCAUAUCUCCCAGUGCAAAGGAUCUUAUCAGAAAAAUGUUGACAGUGGAUCCCAAAAACCGGAUAACUGCAGCUGAAGCCCUUGAACAUCCAUGGCUCAAGGAAGACGGUGUUGCAUCAGACAAACCUAUUCAUAGUGCUGUUUUGAUCAGAAUGAGGCAAUUUAGAGCAAUGAACAAGAUGAAGCAGCUUGCUCUAAAGGUCAUUGCAGAAACCAUGCCAGAAGAAGAAAUCAAGGGGCUGAAAGAGAUGUUCAACAACAUCGACACUGAUAGGAGUGGCAGCAUCACGUACGAAGAACUAAAAACCGGGUUAGCUAAGCUGGGAUCCAAGCUCCCAGAGUCGGAAAUAAAACAGCUUAUGGAUGCCGCCGAUGUUGACAAGAGCGGGACUAUAGACUACAUUGAAUUCAUUACUGUCACCAUGCAUCGGCAUAGGCUUGAGAGUGACGAGAACUUGCACAGGGCUUUUAAUUAUUUCGAUAAGGAUGGCAGCGGACACAUUACCAGAGACGAGCUUAGGCAUGCUAUGACAGGAUAUGGCAUGGGCGAUGAAGCUACAAUUGAUGAGAUCCUUAACGAUGUGGAUACAGAUAACGAUGGGAAGAUCAACUUUGAGGAGUUUGUACAGAUGAUGAGAAGGGGGACUGUGGACGACGGGCAUCAUGCAUAGAGUAACUUUCGUACUGUUUUACAAGUUGAGUUAUAUAUAGUCUCACAUUCUGGCUUUCAUGUGAGCUUAUUAUUUUUAAAAGAGAAUUGUAUAUUGGGUUUAUAUGAAGUAUGAACACAUUCUGCAACAAAAACU